AGGAUUUGUGUAAGAGCAGCGAGGGCGGCUGGUUCCUCUUUUCUCACAGCAGCUCAGACUGAAACCCGGAACUGGUUCUGAGAAGGGCCGCUUCCAUAAGCGAACAGCGGUGGGGUUGGUUUUCUUCUUUCCGCAGCGAGGCUGGUGCGGGCAUGGCGGCAAUGAGCAUGUCCGACCCGAGCUUCUUGUGGGGAGUCUUCCAAAGGGUUGAUAAGGAUCGUAGCGGUAUCAUCUCCGACACCGAGCUCCAGCAAGCGCUUUCCAAUGGAACAUGGACUCCAUUUAACCCAGCAACUGUUAGAUCUAUCUUAUCUAUGUUUGACAGAGAAAACAAAGGUGGUGUAAACUUCAAUGAAUUCACAGGAGUCUGGAAAUAUAUCUCUGACUGGCAGAAUGUUUUUCGCACAUAUGACAGAGACAACUCUGGAAUGAUUGACAAACAUGAAUUAAAACAAGCCCUAACAGGUUUUGGAUACCGACUGACUGACCAGUUCUAUGAUCUCCUGAUUCAUAAAUUUGACAGACAGAGAAGAGGGCAAGUGGCUUUUGAUGACUUCAUUCAAUGCUGUGUUGUACUGCAGAAAUGGACAGAUGUCUUCAGACGCUAUGAUACUGAUCAGGAUGGCUGGAUACAAGUGUCUUAUGAACAGUAUCUUUCCAUGGUCUUCACAGUUGUAUGACAGUAAAUAUUGUCUGUGAUCGAGGAAUAGAAUUUGCAAACUUGCAUACAAGAGAAAUGGAUAACUUUCAUUCUUCCAUACAGAACAAGAGGUUUAAAAAUAAUUGCUUAACUUCUGUAAAUUCUGUUAACUCAUUGCUAAAGGUGCUAUAGCUGUAAGAUUCAGCACUGUAUCAUGUGUAUUUUAUUGCUGGAAGUAAUGUUUAAAUGCCAAACAGAAUUCUUAUUCAAAUUUGCAUACUAUUGCAUGUGUCUUUUUAUAAUAGGAAAUGCAAAACAAAUGAAACUUUUAUCCUGUGUCUUCACAGCAGGAAUGACCUUAAAUGCACAGAUGUCAAGAUAUACACUUGUAUUUUCUUCUCCCACUUAGAUUAGGUUUCAUCUGCUCGUUCCAUGUAUCAUUUUUUUAAAAAAAGGAAAUUAAUGUUCUUCUUCCUGGGAUUUUUUAAUUCUGAGUAAGCACAGAGAUUUAUUAUUAAGGCUGAAUAGUUCUGCUUUUUCCAUAUCUUCCGGUGUAAUAAAAAGGUUUUCUGCCUUUCCUCUCUGGCUUGGAGAUAUA
Molecule: messenger RNA, 1238 nt
Organism: Candoia aspera
Lineage: Eukaryota; Metazoa; Chordata; Lepidosauria; Squamata; Candoiidae
Gene: PDCD6
Product: programmed cell death 6
Exons: 6
Coding region: 153-680 (175 amino acids)
Molecular function (GO): calcium ion binding
Source: RefSeq, a predicted model, not a curated record